AUGAUCAUCAAUGAAAUCGUGUACAAAUUUCUCGUCCGGUGGCGGGACUUCUUCGGAUUGAAGUCGGGAAGUCCAAUGUUGCUGCACCAUUUGGCCGAGCGGGAGCUGGGUCUCUUCAGCCUGGUCUUCGCCUACCUGGACGGCCGCACCUGCGCCCACGUCGCGGCGCUCGGCUGCUGGGCGAGCCCUGCAGCCUCGAGGGCCUCGGCGGAGAACGUCAAGCUUAGACUGCGAAGUGCCGGCCUCCUUUUAAGCCGGUGGCAAGGAGGAAGGUACGAGGGGCCUCCGUUUCUACAGCAGCACGACCUCGAAACCGCCGCGCGGCAUUUCGCGACCAUUGCGGGAAGAUAUUCGCUGCCUGAGUACGACUGUACUUUGGACAUCCAGCCCGAUGGCUCUUUUCGCAACUAUGGCUCCCAGCACGAAAUGGUGGGACAGGCGACCAUCGCUGGGGUGCUGCAGGCAGGCCGUGUGCCUGCGUCCUCGCUUGCGGAUGUGCCCGAAGGAAUGCAGGUGUGCUAUAUCUGCGAGUUGGACAGGUGGUACAUCCGCACCAUGAUGGAUGGAAAGGAGAUGACACCAGAAGAUCUGGAGUUCACCGGGCCUGGCUACCAGACAUACUCGGUACUGAUGGACUUCUUUCGGCGGGCAGACACGGAUGGUUCCGGCGAGGUCUCCAAGGACGAGUUCAACAAUAUGUUGAUGUGCACCGACAUCAUGAAGACGGUGAUGGAGGAAUCCUCCAUUGAUGCCCAGGAUCUGGGUGAGCUGUUCGAGUGGCUCGACGGUGACAAGGACGGUCUGGUGAAUAUCGAGGAGUUCCUGAGGGGCUUUCGCUGGCUCGUGGCCACCGUUGACCCCAAGGGCCUCCUAAAGCUGGAGGAGGAGCUCGCUGGCGACUUCCAUCGACUAACGAGGCGCAUGGUUCUGCAUGUGAACCAGUGCUUCGACCAGCUGCUAGAGUCCGUGAGCGUGCCUCUCAAAAAGAUCAGCGCCAUCACAGAGCAGAUCCAGCGAAUGGAUCGCCUCAUCGGUUCGCUUCAGAAGAGCCCAGACGAGAUGGACGGCAAAGCCGGCUGGUCCAGCUUGGACCUGACGGAACGCCGCCUGGCCGUGAGACUUGACACGCUCGCCAAAGCCGUUGAGAAGCUUGCCGAGCUGGAGGCACAGGGCCUGGUGAAGCUGAGCGAAGACGCCCAGCUGGAGGUAGACCUGGACAUCGACAUCUCGAACUCGCAGCUGCUUCAGAGCCGAAGCUUGCCCAUGUUCCGAGCCAAUGCCACCGACCGGGCCUCCAGUAUGGCGGAGGAGGACGAUUCUCAGCAGGAGGACCUUAUUUUCUUCGAGCCCGCGAUGGAGACGCUUAGCGACAUGGCCAACGACGACGACGAGCUUCCCAAAGGCAUCAGCAAAGCAAAGCGCGAGCCCUUUCCGAACAUCGGGGGCGGUGGCCCCGGCCUGGGCCGCCGUGGCUGCCAGGUCUGA
Symbiodinium sp. CCMP2592 is the source of this 1485-nucleotide messenger RNA. The record is from the annotation of a GenBank genome assembly. NCBI's taxonomy places the organism in Eukaryota, Dinophyceae, Suessiales, Symbiodiniaceae.